AUGACUAGAUCAGAAAGGACGGCAGGUACAUGGCGACAUGCUAUGCACCGUGCAAGCAGGUAUGGGGAGAGUGACAGUGAGAGUAAUAGUGGUUCAGGGACUGAUUCAAGCAACCAAGGAGACAGCAGUAGUGAAAGUAACAAUAGUGAUGAUUCAGAAGCUGGAAGUGAUGAAGAGAGUCAUGGGAGUACUUAUCACAUAACUAAUUCUGGGAGAAGGGAGGAGUGUCAGCAUGUUUUGGAAUAUAAUGAUGGAGUGGGUCACCCACAUUUUUUUUAUUUGAUAGGGGGUGUGACCUAUGACCUGCACAUUGGUGAUUCCCCGCCAGAUAGUAUGCCAUCAGCAUCACCUCCUGAUGCACCAUAUGACAGACUCAGAUCACCUCCACCUCGUAAAGCUGUCUCACUCUCUUAUGAUAACAUAAGGCCAGGCACCCCCCAUUUACGUGCUAACACAGAAUCAAAGUAUGAUAACUUAUCGCCGCUGCCAACAGAUCCUCCACCACCGAAACCCCCACGGAGGAAGAAGAAAAAGAAGAAAGGGAAGGAGAGUACAAUCGAAGAGGAUGCCGAGUUGGCGGGAUAUGCAGAACCAUAUGAUGUACCACGGAAACCAAAUCUAUAUGCUUCUAUCGGGGAAGGAGGUGCAGCACUGAAACCACCGCCAUUGCCAAAUAGACCAGAAUCACAUCUACAUGAUAAAAAGGGUGGAAAAAAGUAUCAAUGUCGUCGUGCUGAUACCAAUGUGAUAUCAGUAAAGUUUGACACACUUGUGAAACCAAGUCACAUGCAUACCGGUGAUUCAGUGACGUGUGAAGGAUGCGGAGCAGUGCUGUCUCAUCUUAGUAUUCUGACAGACUCUGGAGAUGGAGGCAAGAUUUGGAAAUGCGAGUUUUGUGAACAUAUCAACCGAGUCGACAUAAUGGACGGGGAAAUUCCUAAAAAAGAUGAUGUGACAUAUAUGUUACAACCGUCGCCAGGAACGACAGACCCGGCCGGAUAUUUUGGAGAUGAUUCAAUUAUUAUAUUUGUUAUGGAUGUGUCUGGUAGUAUGUGUGUUACUACACCGGUGCCAGGUAAAUUUCCUCUGAGAGCUAACGAUUCUACAAGGGCAUUAGAACUGUAUAACACUUCACCAGAUACAGACCAGUACAUGCCGUCUGAAAGACGAGGUACCACCUAUGUGUCAAGAUUGCAGGCAAUGCAAAGUGCAGUAGAUCACAAUCUCAGUAAACUGUGUAAAGAUUGUUCUACCAAGAGAAUUGGACUUGUUUCUUUUAAUAAUGAGGUAACUGUGAUUGGUGAUGGCUCUGACACUCCUAUCACAUUAGCUGGAGAUAAACUUUAUGACAAAGAAAACCUCAUCAGUUUUGGAAGUCAGCUACCAUUGCCAAUGUUUAUCAAAGAAACCAGAAAUGUCCUAGCUGAUAAAAUUUUCAAUCUUGAAGAAGGUGGACAGACUGCGCUAGGGCCAUCACUUUUGGUUUCUGUUGCCAUGGCAUCUCAGAAAGCAGGGUCAAAGGUCAUAAUCUGCACUGAUGGUAAGGCUAACAUAGGCUUGGGAUCGCUAGAGGCAGAAGAAGAUGAUAUGGCAUAUGACACUGCUGCUAUGUUUUAUGAAGAUUUGGGGACCUAUGCCAGAGAUAAAGGGUGA
This is a messenger RNA of Saccoglossus kowalevskii, 1653 nucleotides long. Its product is annotated as circularly permutated Ras protein 1-like. The record is from RefSeq and is a predicted model, not a curated record. Gene Ontology annotation, molecular function: SNARE binding; zinc ion binding. Gene Ontology annotation, cellular component: COPII vesicle coat; endoplasmic reticulum exit site. Gene Ontology annotation, biological process: intracellular protein transport; endoplasmic reticulum to Golgi vesicle-mediated transport; COPII-coated vesicle cargo loading. NCBI's taxonomy places the organism in Eukaryota, Metazoa, Hemichordata, Enteropneusta, Harrimaniidae.